Messenger RNA from Gossypium raimondii (Peruvian cotton), 762 nucleotides. Its product is annotated as CDGSH iron-sulfur domain-containing protein NEET. Lineage: Eukaryota; Viridiplantae; Streptophyta; Magnoliopsida; Malvales; Malvaceae. Gene Ontology annotation, biological process: regulation of autophagy. The transcript has 2 exons. Gene Ontology annotation, molecular function: 2 iron, 2 sulfur cluster binding. The record is from RefSeq and is a predicted model, not a curated record. Bases 147 to 494 code for a protein of 115 amino acids. Gene Ontology annotation, cellular component: mitochondrial outer membrane; intracellular membrane-bounded organelle.
UCCACGGGCGUUGAAGGAGAGCGUGUUUGCCACAAGUUCUCGCCUAUUUUUCGAUCCCAAAAGAUAACCCCGUGUUUGUGUUAUCUCUAUUAACCAGACACACAAACGCAGUACCAAAUUUCUCUCAACAAUCCGAAGCCCUUUCAAUGGCGUCCAGUACGAUCGCAUUCGGUUCCGGCGUAUCAACAACAGCUUUGGGGUUGAGCAGCCUCAAGCGAAGCCCCACUGUUGGUGUCGCUACCAUUAUUUUUCCAAAGCCUCGCCGCUCGUCGGCUAUGGUAGUCAGAGCUGAGGGUCAAACCAUAAACCCAGAGAUAAGGAAAACGGAAGAGAAGGUGGUCGACUCAGUUGUAGUCACUGAACUCUCUAAGCCCCUUACAGCUUAUUGCAGAUGUUGGAGGUCAGGUACUUUCCCUCUUUGCGAUGGAGGACAUGUGAAACACAACAAGGCUACAGGGGACAAUGUUGGUCCUUUGCUCUUGAAGAAACAGUAACCCUUUGGUUUGGUUUUUCUCUAUCAUGGCUUUGGACUUUGAUGUUAAAUUUGAUUAUCAAAUCGUAUGAACUGAGAACCUUCUUUCUUGUGUUUGUGUUUGGUCUGAUUUUGUUUUGAAGUGUUUGUUUCCUCAGUUAUGUUUUUCUUCGUAUACCGUCAGCUGCAAAGCAAUAUUGGUAUUCUUUAUAUCUUGUUUUCAAAGUAAACGAUGAAUCCAUUGUGUAUUAGAGUUUAACCAAGUAUAUGGAGUGUGGAUUAUAACAUUA